Messenger RNA from Clupea harengus (Atlantic herring), 2487 nucleotides. It is a transcript of the gene tfap2e, whose product is annotated as transcription factor AP-2 epsilon. Gene Ontology annotation, cellular component: nucleus. Gene Ontology annotation, molecular function: DNA-binding transcription factor activity, RNA polymerase II-specific; RNA polymerase II transcription regulatory region sequence-specific DNA binding. The record is from RefSeq and is a predicted model, not a curated record. Gene Ontology annotation, biological process: regulation of transcription by RNA polymerase II; regulation of cell population proliferation; anatomical structure development. Lineage: Eukaryota; Metazoa; Chordata; Actinopteri; Clupeiformes; Clupeidae.
CCCAUUAGAUGCACUUCCACUAGAUGACCACAGCGUGGCGCUGAAUCUUAAAGUUAGCGCUCUGAAGGGCUGCCUAGUGAUGCAGACAGGCUCUAGUGCUUUAUUAAACUAGCAAGAGAUCAUGGCCAUUGAUUGUCUGUCACAAAAACUUUGCCAAUACAAAAUGUUAAUAUUAAAUGUCAGAGCUGUUUUGUACUAACGUGGACAGACCUGGAAGUCCUUGUUGAAAUAGUAAUACUUUUACUACAGUCAUUAAAUUAAAAUGAUAUAAGGUUUAAUUGUAUGGGAUUUCCGGUAUCAUAUUUGGACAUAGACCCUGUUACUGAUAUGGCUUUGGGAGGGCACAUAGGGGACCUACGGAGGACUGGAACUGACUGCACGGAGCAGUAGAACACCCUGAAAUCAGUUAUGGGGUGCAAGCCCACCAUCCUUUCAUGUUAAACAAUGCUGCUCCUCGCCUAAAUUUUUGGUGCACGGUACCCCCCUCCCCUGUUUUGUUUGCUCCUCCACCUGCCCCCACCCCCACCCCACAGCGCAUCCCAGCCCCUGUCUCUGAGUUCUGAACAAAACUCGUGAGGCUCCCUAACUUAGCUACUCAGUCGUUAUUACUUCUGCGCGCAACAUCAACCUCCUGUGCCGAAAAUCAUACACAACUGAGCCAAUAUGCUGUGGAAAUCACGGAGCAAAACCGAACCUUACGGUUUGCAGGAGCGCGCGGACGGACUGACCGGUUCCUCACCGAGCGGCCGUCUCUCCCAGCUGUCUUCCCUCAACCAGGGUGCCUAUUCGUCUGCACCCCCCUUGUGUCACACUCCUGCAUCGGACUUCCAGCCGCCCUACUUCCCGCCCCCGUAUCCGCAGUCCUCGCUGUCAUUCUCGCAGAGCCAGGAUGCGUACUCUCACCUGCCGGAACCCUACAACUCCAUCAGCUCACUCCAUCAGCAACAGGCCGCGUGGCACUCCCAACGGUCACGCUCGGAGGAGGGCGCACUGUUGUCGCAGUCCCAAAGGGCGCUGAGUCUCGACCCGCGGCGGGAGUACCCUGGGGUCCCGCGGCUACUUCACGGUCUGGGGGAGGGCGCGGCUGCACUGGGGGAGAGUCCUCUCGGGAUGCACGCGGGACAUCACGGCCUGGAAGACUUACAGGCAAUGGAGGAAGCCUCAGCACUUGGCAUUUUGGACCACUCGGUCAUAAAGAAAGCGCCCAUACCCACGAAGCUGCAUGGCUCUACCCUGUCUGCGCUGACCUUCUGUAAGGAGGGGAUGUCCCUAAGUGGGGUGUCUAACCCAGCGGAGGUCUUCUGCACGGUGCCCGGCCGCCUGUCCCUCCUCAGCUCCACCUCCAAGUACAAGGUGACCGUGGGGGAGGUGCAGAGACGCCUGGCCCCGCCCGAAUGCCUGAACGCAUCACUGCUGGGUGGAGUCUUACGCAGGGCUAAAUCUAAGAAUGGCGGCCGCUGCCUACGGGAGCGCCUGGAGAAAAUCGGCCUGAAUCUGCCAGCUGGACGACGCAAAGCAGCCAACGUCACUCUCCUGACAUCACUGGUGGAGGGUGAGGCGGUGCAUCUUGCUCGGGAUUUCGGUUAUGUGUGUGAGACGGAGUUUCCCGCCAGAGCCACGGCAGAGUACCUGUGUCGCCAUAGUGACCCUGAGCUGCCCACAAGACGGAGCAUGCUGUUGGCCACCAAGGAGGUGUGUAAGGAGUUUGUGGAGCUGAUGUCUCAGGACCGCUCUCCCCUGGGGGCGAGUCGUCCGGUGCCGUGCCUGGAGGCGGGGGUCCAGAGCAGCCUGACCCACUUCAGUCUCCUGACCCACGGCUUCGGGGGCCCGGCUAUCUGCGCAGCUCUCACAGCCUUCCAAAGCUACCUGCAGGAGGCCCUCAAGUUCCUGGACAAGAGCGAGGGUGGCGGCCGGGGUCACGAGGGCGGCAGGGGCCACGAUAAGGAGCUCAAGCACCGCAAGUAGGACCCCUUCACUCGGACCUACAGACUGCCCUUCUUCCUGCCUGAUGAAAAACAGAGCAGCGCUUAAGUGUGAAGUGUGUGAUUGAUGCAGGGUGCAGCAGUGUGUUUCUAGAGACAGGUUUGAGGUUGGGUGUGGCACACACUCAGAACCUCCAAUAGACACACACAAACACACACUGCUGCUGCUGCUGCUGCUGGGGGAUCAUGCCGACGUACUCACACCCAAAAACUCAUAAAUGACCUCAAAUGUGUCCCCAUCAUGCACAUGCAAGUGAACUGCUGGAUGCCCGUGCAUGUGUGUGAGUGUUUGAUCCUGCUGAGUAACUCUGAGCACAGACUCUUAGCAGGACUUGGCAGCUAACAAACAGGAUCAAGUUUUUGGGAGCAAUAUAAGGAUUUAGUAAUUUAAAUGUUGUGUGUUUUUGUACUUCCUGUUGUAUGAUUAUUAUUUAUGUUAUUACUGCUGUUCUUAUUAUUGUAUUACACACAUAAAUGUAAUAUAUUAUUAAAGUUGGAUGACUGA